Molecule: messenger RNA, 1141 nt
Organism: Orcinus orca (killer whale)
Lineage: Eukaryota; Metazoa; Chordata; Mammalia; Artiodactyla; Delphinidae
Gene: GRIFIN
Product: galectin-related inter-fiber protein
Exons: 5
Coding region: 390-998 (202 amino acids)
Molecular function (GO): carbohydrate binding
Source: RefSeq, a predicted model, not a curated record
AUCUUGUCCACCCGCCAGCGUCCUGGAAUGUGCUGACCGCAGCGGCCCAGCCUAAUCCCAGCUCUGCCCCGUGGGGCCAGCUGAGCCUCUGGAGCAGGGCAGCAGGGGGGGCGGGGCUGCGCUGGGCCGGGGGCACAGGCCGGAGGCACCAGGUGGUCUGACGGCGUCCCCCCAGCCCCUCCUCGCUUGACCACAGGGGAGGGUGUGGGUCCCUGAGAUCCUGGAGGCGGGGUGGGGGGCUGCCUCAACCACGCCCUUCCCGCAAAAAUGGGGGAGAAGCUGCUUUCCCAGGUGCCUGAAGGAUCCUAAGAAGCGAGGUGAACUUCGAGAGGCAGACAGGCCCCGAGGCAAUGGGGGUGGGGAGGGGCCGCCCUGUCCCUGGAGCUUGAAUGGAGGACCUGCUGGUGGGGGAGGGCGAGAGGCUGAGGACGGAGGGAGAGGUGGGGGCAGGGAAAGGCACAGUGACCUCAUCAGCCACCCUUGGGGUGCGGCUCCCGAGCCCCCGCCCAGCCCGGCCCGCCUAUAUCCCCAGGCUCUUGCUGCUCCCAGCAGAAGCUGGAGAGAUGACACUGCAGUUUGAAGCCUUCUAUGCAGGGGGCCUGGCCCCGGGCUGGAACCUGCUAGUCCAGGGACACUCUGACUCUGGAGAGGACAAGUUUGAGAUCAACUUCCUGUCUGAGACAGGGGACAUCGUCUUCCACAUCAAGCCCCGGUUCUCCAGUGCCACCAUCGUGGCCAACACCUUCCAGGGCGGCCACUGGGGCCAGGAGGAGGUGUCCAAUGUCUUCCCGCUGGUGCUCGGGGAGCCCUUUGAGAUGGAGGUCAGCUCGGAUGCGGAACACUUCCAUGUCCACGCCCAGGAGCACAAGGUGCUGCAGUUCUCCCACCGCCACAGGCCACUGGCCGCCAUCACCCGGGUGCAGGUGCUGAGUGACCACCGCCUGGCCCAGGUGGAGCUGGCCAGGAGAGGCCUGAGCUGGGGGGACGUGGGCUACUGAGCUGUGUCUGAAGUCCCAGGAUCGAGCCUUGGCCAUUGGCCGUCCCACGCCCAGUGAAACCCACGCUGGGGAAGCUGUGGGGAGGGCCCUGUGGUUCUGGCCCCCCACUCCAGCUCCACCUUCAAUAAAAUUUAAGCAGGCUG